AUGACAGAGAAUCUACAAGCAGUUCAUUUAUACUCUGGGAUACCUUGGUGGGCACUUAUACCAAUGACUACAAUAACAUUAAGAAGUAUUUGGACAUUACCACUAGCAAUUGCACAGAGAAAACGAAUCCAGAAACAAAGUACGUUGAAGCCGUUAGUAGCCGCCACUAAUCCAGUACUUAAGAUGAAAUUAGCCAGAGAGGUACUGAGACAAAAGAAGGAAACCACACGUAAAACUCAACAAGAAAGUAGAAGCAGUAGCGGUCAACCCACGGACGAACAAAAAGUGUUUCAAGCCCUUCAAGCUCUGAAAGCUAAUCGAGUAGCCAAUCUUAAAUAUGAACAGAUUGUACUCAUGGCAGCUAAGGAGACAAGGAAGAGACAGAAGAAGCUUUUCAGUGAUCAUGGAGUUCAAAUGUGGAAGAACAUGGUAUUACCCAUGUUUCAAAUACCUCUAUGGGUUGGAAUGUCAUUUACGUUUCGUGAUUUAAGUGGUUGGUCAACUUGGGAUGCCAUCAAGAACAAAGCAUUAGAUCCUUCCUUAUAUACUGAGGGGAUAUUAUGGUUCCCAGAUCUUAGUAUCGCUGAUCCGUGGUGUAUAUUACCUGUGGUGUUAGGGGCCAUAUCUAUUUUCAAUGUUGAAUGGACAUUUAAAACAUUGGAGUUGAUGAAAUUAACUAUCAGAAAGGGGAAUCGAAUCACCAUACAAGAUUCUUUGGCAAAUGUGGCAAGAAUGUCAGUGGUAUUUAUGAUGGCUAUAUCACUACAUGCUCCUACAGCUUUAGUACUAUAUUGGAUUAGUUCUCAGGUGUUCUCCUUGGUACAGAAUAUUAUUUUGGAUUUGGUGAUGCCUAUAAGUUAUACUCCCAAUAGGAGAUUCAAUAUAUCUGUCCAGGGGAAGGAAGCAAAUAAUAUUAUCAUGUAA
Messenger RNA from Lizanozyma spartinae, 924 nucleotides. It is a transcript of the gene COX18, whose product is annotated as membrane insertase. Lineage: Eukaryota; Fungi; Ascomycota; Pichiomycetes; Serinales; Debaryomycetaceae. Gene Ontology annotation, molecular function: membrane insertase activity. The coding region runs from base 1 to 924 and encodes 307 amino acids. Gene Ontology annotation, biological process: protein insertion into mitochondrial inner membrane from matrix; mitochondrial respiratory chain complex IV assembly. The record is from RefSeq and is a predicted model, not a curated record. The transcript has a single exon. Gene Ontology annotation, cellular component: mitochondrial inner membrane.